Molecule: messenger RNA, 1932 nt
Organism: Eruca vesicaria subsp. sativa (arugula)
Lineage: Eukaryota; Viridiplantae; Streptophyta; Magnoliopsida; Brassicales; Brassicaceae
Source: the annotation of a GenBank genome assembly
CUCCGGUGAUUAAUCAACCAUCCGAUCCCUCUCAAUUCCGAGAUCCAUUCCGAUCCGUAACCGCCACUUCUGGUGCGAUUUUGAAGAGAAACGAUGGGAAUCAUAGAAACAGGAACUGUAUCAGGUAACUUGCCGAGCAAGGAGAUGUUCGUAGUACACUUCCCUGGCUAUCCAUCGUCUAUCUCCCGAGCCUUAGAGACUCUUGGAGGUAUCCAAGGGAUCACAACGGCAAGAGAGUCAACGUCCAACAAGCUUGAGUUACAUUUCCGUCCUGAAGAUCCUUAUGCACAUCCUGCUUGGGGAGAGAGACGUUCUUGUAACGGUUUUCUGUUGAGGAUUUCUAAGGAGGAUGGUGUUAAGAGAGGUUCUUCUUUGCCUGAAGUUGGUACUAGUGAUGCAUGUCCGUCUCUGUGUGCUGAUAUUGUAGCUCGUGUUUCUGAGUCGUAUUGCUUUGAUGGGAUGGUUGACUACCAGCAUGUUAUUCCUAUUCAUGCGGAUGUUGCACAGCAGAAGAAGAGGAAAUGGAUGGAGAUGAAUCCGCUUGCAGGAAACGAUGAUCUAAUGGAUAUGGCUGAUGAAGAUGUGAUGAUGUUAUUGCCACAGUUCUUUGCACCUAAAGAUAUGCCAGAUAACUUGGUGCUGAAACUUCCAGGAACAUCGGGUCCAAAAAAGAAAGAAGAGGCACCAACUCAGAACCUUUGUGAGGACGAUAUUGGCCCAGUAUUUGCAAUUGAUUUCAGUGUCAAAGAGAUCCCAAAGAUGUUAAACUGGAAAGACUUCGUUGAUCCCAGCUCUGACCAGUGGCAAUGGCAAGUAGCAGUGUCUGCAUUGUUUGACGAGCGACCUGUGUGGACAAGAGAUUCCAUAGUCCAACGUCUACUUAAUAAAGGUCUUAAAUGCACACAUCACAUGCUAAACAGGUUUCUUUUUCGGUCUGCAUAUUAUUUCUCGGGUGGCCCAUUUCUUAGGUUCUGGAUUAAAAGAGGCUAUGAUCCAAGGAAAGAUCCUGAGUCUCGUGUAUACCAGAGAAUGGAGUUCAGGGUUCCACCUGAAUUAAGGGGUUAUUGUGAUGCCAAUGCAAGUAACAAGUCAAAGCGAAGCUGGGAAGACAUUUGUGCUUUCAAAGUUUUCCCUUUCAAAUGCCAAACAUUUCUACAGCUAUUUGAACUCGACGACGAGUAUAUUCAGCGAGAGAUAAGAAAGCCUCCCAGGAAAACUACUUGUAAUUAUAAAACGGGAUGGUUCUCAGCAGCGUUGCUUGAUAACCUGAGACUCCGCGUAGCUGUGAGGUUUGUAUCUGUGUUUCCUGAGCCAGGUUUCGAAGAUGUUAUUAAAUCUAUUCACGAUGAGUUUGAGAGGUCAGAGAAGACACGAACUCAGAAAGAUGCACUGAAAUCUUGCAAACCAGAUCAACUGGAGAAAACUAAAGGUGGGGAAGAUAUGAAAAAGAAUAAAAACACAAACAAAGAGAAAGAGGUAUCAGCGGAUGAAGAUGCUGAAGACGUGGGUGAUGAUGAAUACGAGGAACUCGAUGUGGCUGCAGAUGAUGAUGAUGAGAUAUCGUUAAAUUCACAUGGAUAUGGUGAGAUGGAGAGCAACAACUCGAGAACGUAUCUCCAAGGUUUGUUCGAUAGAUUUCCAAGCAGCAACCAAGCUUUAGAUGGUGCUAGCGACGGUAGUGAUGAAGAGUAUCAGAUUUACGAGCAAGAAUCCAACGCUUUGGAUGACGAGGAUGAAGAUGAUGAUGAUGAUGAUGAUGAAUGAUGAACUUUGAACAUAAUGCGUAAAUGUAAUGUAAGGAGAUAACGUAAGUGUAUUACUAACUAAACUCAACAACAACAAAGCUGUAUGUACGUACAUAGGGAGUUAGCUCAAGAACAAAAUUGAACUCUCUCUAUAUAUUAAUGUCAUCAUCAAGCUAUUAAAUUAUUG